This is a messenger RNA of Limanda limanda (common dab), 517 nucleotides long. Its product is annotated as histone H2A-like. The coding region runs from base 1 to 405 and encodes 134 amino acids. The transcript is spliced from 2 exons. Gene Ontology annotation, cellular component: nucleosome. NCBI's taxonomy places the organism in Eukaryota, Metazoa, Chordata, Actinopteri, Pleuronectiformes, Pleuronectidae. Gene Ontology annotation, molecular function: structural constituent of chromatin; protein heterodimerization activity; DNA binding. The record is from RefSeq and is a predicted model, not a curated record.
AUGUCAGGCAGAGGCAAAACCGGCGGAAAGGCCAGAGCGAAGGCAAAAAAUCGCUCUUCCCGCGCUGGGCUCCAGUUCCCCGUCGGUCGUGUUCACAGGCUGCUGCAUAAAGGCAACUACGCACAUCGCGUUGGUGCCGGUGCCCCCGUCUACCUGGCGGCUGUGCUGGAGUACCUGACCGCUGAGAUCCUGGAGCUGGCUGGAAACGCCGCCCGCGACAACAAGAAGAGCCGUAUCAUCCCCCGCCACCUUCAGCUGGCCGUACGCAACGACGAGGAGCUCAACAAACUCCUGGGCGGAGUGACCAUCGCUCAGGGCGGCGUGCUGCCCAACAUCCAGGCCGUUCUGUUGCCCAAGAAGACCGCAGACGGAGGCGCAGUUUGCCCUGCGGGACAUAACAGCUGACACAACACGUUUCUACUACGUUGUGUCAGCUCUUGGAAGUUCAACAGCAUCCCGGGUGGUGAGUCUGCUGAAACACCCUCCAGCUACGGACAAGUAUGAGGCACUCAAAGCU